GGACUUUGCGGAGCCAUCGCUCCCACUCUCGGAUUUCCGGCCACUGAAAGGCGCGCGGCGAGGCGAAUCCGCAAUGCUGAGAUUCAUGGCAAAGAUCACUUUUGGCAUCAGCUUCACACUUGUUCUGUUCUGUUACCAAGUUCUCUCGGUAGAAGUUUGCAGACGGGAACAUUUUGUUGCUGCUGUGUAUGAACAUCAUGUCAUCCUGAAUCCCAACCCAACAGCCGUUACUGAUCGACAGUCUGCCUUAGAGCUGAUGAACAAAAACCUAGACAUUUACGAAGAACAAGUGAUUGCUGCUGCUGAACAGGGGACGCAAAUAAUCAUCUUUCCUGAAGAUGGAAUCCAGGGUUUCAAUUUCACUAGAACAUCAAUUUAUCCUUACUUGGACCUCAUCCCAUCUCCUGAUUCUGUGACAUGGAAUCCAUGUAACGAAGCAUACUUAUUCAAUGACACAGAGGUUCUUCAUCGACUGAGCUGUAUGGCACUGAAGAAUCAGCUGUUUUUAGUGGCAAACAUAGGAACCAAGCAGUUCUGUGAGCCCAGUGAUCCCUCCUGCCCACCAGAUGGAAGAUACCAGUUUAAUACCAAUGUAGUAUUUAGUGACAAUGGUAUGCUCAUAGCUAGAUACCGAAAACAAAACCUGUACUUUGAAUAUGCCUUCAAUACUCCAGCAGAAGUAGAUUACACCGUUUUUGAUACCCCUUUUGCAGGCAAAUUUGGAAUCUUCACUUGCUUUGAUAUCCUGUUUUAUGAACCAGCUGUGCCCCUUAUUAAGCAAUACAAUGUGAAACAGGUUGUUUAUCCUACUGCAUGGAUGAACCAGUUACCACUUUUGUCAGCUGUAGAAUUUCAACAAGCUUUUGCAACAGCUUUUAAUAUCAGUCUUCUAGCAGCAAACAUCCAUCAUCCGGACCUGGGCAUGACAGGCAGCGGUAUAUACACACCGUCAAAAUCUUUCAUUUUUCAUGAUAUGGAAAGUGUUAACGGUAAGCUUAUAGUGGCAGAAAUCCCUGUUAUAUUAGAAAAUGAAACCCAAAUGGAGAACUCGGUAAUAUCUAACACACAAGAGAGUUUUUCAAGCUUCCCUAUGGACACACUCGUUUGCCACAAAGAGGAUCAAGAAGACUGCAGUGACAUAACAAAAGGAGCAUCCAAAGCAGCACUGCACAUCUUUUAUGGUGAAAUGAUGUAUGAUAAUUUCACUUUAGCACCCAUUCUGGAAGCUGAAGGAAACAUCCACGUCUGUUCCAAUUCUCUUUGUUGUUAUUUGAGUUACCAGAGAUUGGAUUCAUCUAACGAACUGUAUGUUUUAGGGGUGUUUGAUGACCUACACACAGUACAUGGAACAUACUAUGUACAAGCCUGUGUGUUAGUAAAAUGUGGUGGAUCUAGCUACACUACUUGUGGACAGGAAGUUACAAAGGCCACUGGAAUGAUAGAUUUUCAGCUUCAAGGAAAUUUCACAACUGCUUAUGUCUUUCCCCUGUUACUAAAAUCUGAUGUCACACUAGAUUUUGCUGACCAUUUGGGCUGGAAAAAUAACUAUUAUGUCAUGCAGAAAAAGGGAGGAUCUUCUGGCUUGAUAACUGCUGGUUUAUAUGGACGAUGGUAUGAAAAGGACUCAAUCAGAAACACUUUGUACAACAAACACAUAAAUGGUUAUCCCAGGAACUCAAUAAAAGGAGACUAAUAUAGUAAUGGA
Anolis sagrei ordinatus is the source of this 1705-nucleotide messenger RNA. It is a transcript of the gene BTD, whose product is annotated as biotinidase. The record is from RefSeq and is a predicted model, not a curated record. Gene Ontology annotation, biological process: biotin metabolic process. Lineage: Eukaryota; Metazoa; Chordata; Lepidosauria; Squamata; Anolidae. Gene Ontology annotation, molecular function: hydrolase activity, acting on carbon-nitrogen (but not peptide) bonds, in linear amides.